UAAAGGUCGUUCGUUUCAAUGUUUACAAUUUGGUUUGUUUACGUGUUGAGGGCUUGUUUUACUGAUAGUUUCUGAAACAUAAAAUAGCGACGUAUUGUAAUUAGUACAUCACAACCAUGAAUCCCCUGACGAAUGUUAAGAAUAUAAAGAAGUUGAGUGAGUUAGAAUUGAAGCGAGGUAACUUGAAAUCAUCAUGGCAUGAUCAAUACAAAGACAGUGCAUGGAUUUUUGUUGGUGGUCUGCCUUAUGACUUGACAGAAGGAGAUGUAAUAUGUGUAUUUUCACAGUAUGGAGAAGUAGUUAAUAUAAAUUUAGUCAGAGAUAAGGCUUCUGGCAAAUCAAAAGGUUUCUGCUUCCUCUGUUAUGAAGACCAAAGGAGCACUAUCCUAGCUGUUGACAAUUUAAAUGGUAUUAAGAUACUUGGCCGCACGAUUAGAGUGGAUCAUGUUGCAGACUACAAACCACCUAAAGAUUCUGAAAAACUUGAUACAGAGACAAGGAAACUUUAUUCAGAAGGUUGUGCACCAAAACUUACAUCGGAAUCAGACAAGGAAUCUGGGCAGGAAGCUAAAAAUCCAAAAAAAGAGAAAAAGGAAAAGAUGAAGCAGAAGAAAAAGAAGAAGAAGAAAAAACGAAAGAAGGCUAAAGUGCAGAACAGUAGUUCCAGCUCAGAGGAAGGUUCAACCUCAGCAAGUGACUCUGAAGACGAAACUCGUGCAAGCAGUAAAACAAAGAAGUCUCGGAAAAAGAAGACAGCAAAGUCAGAGAGCAGCAGUGCAAGUGAUGGAGAAAAUAUACCUGCUAAAACCAAACGACAGCAGUUGGAGGAAAAAAUUAGGGCUCUCGAACGAGCUCUAAGUACUGUGAAGCGGGCAGCAAAGAUGAAUGAGGAAGCGGCUGAUGUUGGUACAGCUCGGCCAAAGGAUGCUCAUCCUGGGGAAGUUUCCACAGAACGUGUAGAUCGUGGCAGUGUUUCUAAGAAGAAGGACGCUGGGGACAGUGAAGGUGGCAGAAAGAACACUGAAGAGCGAGGAGUUACAAAACACAGUGAGCAGCCUAGAGACAGAGAACGGGACAGGGACAGGGAAAGAGAGAGGGGUAGAGAAAGAGAGCGUGACUGGGAAAGGAGCAAAGAAAGAAGGUACAACAGAGAGGGUGGAACAUCUGGCAGCUGGAGCAGGGACCGAGAUGGCCGCAGAAACUAAAGGAAGUUCUAUUAGUUAGUCUCUUUCUUGCUGCCAGAAAAUUGGACACUGAAUGGUACAGUUACUGUUAGAGAGGUGGUGUGAAAACUGUGAGACUGCUGUUGUGGUUUAUUAGAGCAGUAAGGAAAAUUUGAUGUAAUUGCAUAUAUGUUGUACUUUUUGUUACUGUUCAUACUUUUAUGCAAUAUGCACUGAUUAUAAUGUGACUCUGGAGAACAACAGGGUAGCCAACCCAUUUAAAUUUAAUUUGUGUACUCUUUUAUCAAUCACUGUUACUGAAAUAUGUAAGUAGUUUACUGCCAUCGUACAUAAUGGCACAACUGAUAUGUUCAUACUAAAUUGCAUUAAAGAUCAUUAAGCACAGUAUCUGUUAAGACCGCAUCACAUUAAUAGGUGCCUUGAAGAUGAUAAAAUGAAGGUAAUUGUUUAUCUGAGACAGUUAAGUCAAGAUACUGCCCACAAUAGCAUUGGGUGUUGUGAUGUACUGUUAGUAUCUGUUACCAAGUUACUACAAUAAUAGUGACUCAUCUUUUGAAAAAUGAGAUUGAGGUGUUGAGUUCACAAUCUUUGUUGGGUUAUUCACAUUCUGUACCUUCAAUUGAAUCCAGCUGCAGACACUGAAACAAGGCUCAGCCCAUUAACUUGUCACAAAUCAAAAUACUCCGUAGCUUUGUGGGAAGGAAUUUCCGUCACUGUGACAGUUUUAAGAAAAGUGACAUAGUGUAGUGAUCCCCAGUUCAUUUCCUUUUGAUUAAAUCUAACAUAAAGAGCCUGAAGCAAUAUUUAAGACUUUUAUAAUGUCUACCUCAGGUACAAAGUUGCCUGCUUUUACUGAUUCAUUACAUUUAGGAAAUUAUAUUUCCUAAGUGCAAGUGUCAGGGGGUUAGAAACUUUUAUUUUAUGUCAUACUAGUCUCCAGGUGUAGAAUAAUUGGA
Schistocerca piceifrons (Central American locust) is the source of this 2140-nucleotide messenger RNA. RefSeq names its product RNA-binding motif protein, X-linked 2-like. Bases 117 to 1205 code for a protein of 362 amino acids. NCBI's taxonomy places the organism in Eukaryota, Metazoa, Arthropoda, Insecta, Orthoptera, Acrididae. Gene Ontology annotation, cellular component: catalytic step 2 spliceosome; precatalytic spliceosome; U2 snRNP. Gene Ontology annotation, molecular function: RNA binding. The transcript has 5 exons. The record is from RefSeq and is a predicted model, not a curated record. Gene Ontology annotation, biological process: mRNA splicing, via spliceosome.